Molecule: messenger RNA, 1745 nt
Organism: Lolium perenne
Lineage: Eukaryota; Viridiplantae; Streptophyta; Magnoliopsida; Poales; Poaceae
Product: putative zinc finger CCCH domain-containing protein 21
Molecular function (GO): mRNA binding; metal ion binding
Source: RefSeq, a predicted model, not a curated record
ACGCUCUUGACUAAAUUCAAGUUUGUCAGAGCUCAUUUGUACUAGUAACAGGGAGAAAAGUCGGUUCUGCCCUUGAGUUGAGCAACUGAGGUCAUUUCCACUUGAUUCAUUUCGAUAGCUUUGGCUGAUACUGCAAUGUGGUACUCUGGUGAAGGGGAAACAGUUAUGCACCUGCUUAUUUGGUUCAACUUAGAUAAUGCAGGAGCUUGUACGUCAGAUAACGGAGAGAAAAGUCGAUCCUGCCCUUGGUCUUUUGGUGGGAAGAAGCCAACGGGCUCUAUAUAAGGCGGGCCAAUCAAGUCACUUUGACCAGCCUCUCAAAGUCUCAAACCGCAACGACUUCCUCUGCUUCCCUCCAAUUUCCAAACCCCGACGGACGACGGCGACGCCAAGCUUGGGCUCUCCAGCGCAGGCCAUGGAGGGGGAGCUCGGCCUGCUCGGGCACCACUCGCCGGCGGGGUCGUCCUGCGUCUCCUACGAGGUCUUCGGGUCGCCGAUUCCUGCCUCGCCGCGGGCGAAGCUGCUCCUCGACUCCUCUCCCUCGUCGUGCGUCUCCGACGACCGCAGCAAGGGAGGUCGACCCAGCUCGCCCACACGGAUGGGGAAGGCGCUCGACUCGCCCGCGUCCUGCGUCUCCGACGGCCGCUACGUCUCGCCGCUGCGCGUGUCAGCGGAGCAGGAGCGCGAGGCGCGCGAGGCCGAGAUGCUCCUGCGCGCGAUCGCCGAGCGCUACGACGACUGCUUCCUGCGCCUGCGCGACGCCACGGCCGAGGUCGCUGAGCUCCGCCUCGAGCGCCUCCAUCUCCGAGAGGAGAACGUGCAGCUCUCCCUCCUCCUCGAGGAGCUCGAGGCCACUCAGGGGAACCUGGCGUACGCGGCGGCGCCGGCACCACCACCGAAUCCGGCGGAGGAGGCAGCAGCGCGCGGCGGCCCGCCCAAGAGCAUCUCGAUACGAUCCAAGUGCUACCUCUCGCAGAUGAAGCAGCCGCAGGGCGAGGCAGAGGCGCAGCGCCUCCGUGUUCGCCCACCUCCACCGAUUGAGGAGGCAGCGGAGGACGAGGCGCAGGGUGAUGGGGAAGUGGAGGUGGAGGCGUACAGGCAGGGCACGCACAAGACGGAGCUGUGCAACAAGUGGGAGCAAGGCGCCUGCCCCUACACCGACCGGUGCCGGUUCGCGCACGGCCUGCAGGAGAUGCGCCCCGUCAUCCGCCACCCGCGCUACAAGACCCUCCCCUGCCAGAUGUUCGUCGCCGCCUCCGGUUGCCCCUACGGCCACCGCUGCCACUUCCGCCACUCCUCAGCGCCCGCCAUGGAGUCCUACUAGUCCGCCGCGGCCACCACCACCACCAACUUCUCGUUCCUCCGGCCGUGUAAUGCUUCCUGCCCGCCUCUCGGACCUCCGGCCGUCCUCCUCUCAUUACCUGCGCACGUCUGAUGCCUUCUCUGAUGUCCUGCCAUAGAAUCAGUAGCAGUACGCAUUGAGCUCGUUGAAUCAGUCAGUAACUUAGGAGUGCUCAAAUAAAAUAAGGCGGCCUGCCGGUUCAGCCCAGGAAUACAGUAGUGGCCAGCGAUGGGGUAAACGGGCCGUAGUGCGUGGCUCGUGUGAUUGCUGUGGAGGAAAGCUUCAAGUGGAUCGUUCCUUGUCUUCGCGAUCAGAAUUAGCCCAUAUAAGCUUUCUAUGUGAGGAUACUGGACUGGGCCAGCAUACUAUAUGAUGCAAAAGCCUGAACCGUUUCUUUCCCGAA